This is a messenger RNA of Ruditapes philippinarum (Manila clam), 1615 nucleotides long. Its product is annotated as neuropeptide FF receptor 2-like. Gene Ontology annotation, cellular component: membrane. Lineage: Eukaryota; Metazoa; Mollusca; Bivalvia; Venerida; Veneridae. Gene Ontology annotation, molecular function: peptide binding; G protein-coupled receptor activity. The record is from RefSeq and is a predicted model, not a curated record. The transcript is spliced from 3 exons. The coding region runs from base 280 to 1515 and encodes 411 amino acids. Gene Ontology annotation, biological process: G protein-coupled receptor signaling pathway.
UUAAGUUCAUAGCUUAAAACGCUUUACAUUUGAUAACAUCAGACUAUGUAUCUCAUUUCAGGAAGUGUAAAACGUACAGGUCAAAUAACGUUUUUGUAUGUCGUUGUUUGUGUAUAUAAAUUACAUCUGACAAAGAUUUGUAAUGCUGAUAAGAUUUAAGAGGAUUAAAAAGUGAACUAUUGAAACAGGCACGUACAGGUAUCUGCGUAGAACCACUGGCGUUUCGUAUGCAAGCUUCAUCACAUGGAAGAAUCCAAAGUUAAAUACACAUAAGUCAAAAUGGACAACUUAAGUAGUACCACAGUUGAAACCACAGAAAUUAACACCUCAACCGGGAUUGACAAAGAUGUCAUAGUACAAAAACUAAAUGACGAAAUGGCACACCUGAUGUUACCAGCUACCAUAUACAUUGCAGUUUUGAUGGUGUUUGGACUUGUUGGAAACUCUAUGGUGUGUUACUAUUAUGGUUUUAAGACCAGAAGAACAACUAACAGUUUCUUCAUUGUUGUCUUGGCAAUAUAUGAUAUAACAGUGUGUGCAUUUUGCAUGCCAACAGAAAUAGCAGAUAUAGAACUGUUUUAUACAUUCGAAAAUAAUAUUGCUUGCAAGAUAUUGAGGUUUGUGAACUACCUUGCAGGUAUAGGAUCAAUACUCACUCUGAUUGCUAUAGCAACCGAUCGUUUUAAGAAAAUCUGCAAAGCGACUGCACCUCAACUGACCUUAAAAACAACAAAAAUAAUUAGUUUGGUCGUGUUCGGAACUGCUCUUCUUUUAUCUUGGCCUUCAAUAGCUAUUUAUGGUUCUAUCCAAGUCAACAUACCGAAUGACAUUGGUAUAGAAUUAAGGGGUUCUGAUUGUACGUCUACAAAGGACAGGCAAUAUAGGAAAUAUGUUUGGGCAUUUAAUAUUGUACAUUUUCUGAUGUUUAUCAUAUGCUCGAUAGUGCUAAUUGUGUUGUAUUCUAUAAUUGGACGUACGAUAUACCAUCAUCAGAAAAGUAUGCAGAAAUAUAGAUGUAAGAGUAAGACGACCUCAACAUUGAACGAAACUUCAUUCACUACAUCCUCAUUUAAUGUAGAAAGUAAAGCAAACGAUGGCGUCAUUCAAUCUGAAAAAGCUGACCGAAGUCCGGCUGGCAGAAAAAGUCAUGCAGGUGUUAAUCAACUGGAAUCGUCAGACCAUAAUGUAGAAAAACAGCGAAAAUCUAAAACAAAAGAUGUUGAUAGAGAAACAGUAAAUAUUGACCGUGAAACAAUUAAACUGACACUUAUCAUGAUAAUUGUAACAGUCGUGUUUAUAAUAAGCUUUCUACCUUACCUCUCCUUAACUGUUUGGAGGGUAUACAAUGGAAAGCAUGAGGCAGAAUUUUUGUCUGGUGGUGGCCUAGUUGGCUUCAAAAUUGGAUCUAGAUCAUUUCUUCUGAACAACACGUUAAACCCCUGGAUAUACGGUAUCUUCAACACAAAAUUUCGACAGUUCUUUUUUGGAUGGAUACGGUUUACAAAGUCUGGAUGAAGUCUUCAACGUGUUGUCAAAUAACAUGUACCUAUAUAUUAAUGACAAAUAAUUUGAUAACUACAAUUUCGCUGUUCUGGUUCAUUAAGUCAAAAUUACA